AUGCCUCCCUCAAUUGAGGUACCGCCUAAUAAGAGGACCCAUACUGAUUUUCGAGAGGCGUUUGGAUCUCAAUUACCACCUAAAAAGACUCGACCGAAACGUGAAUACCUGGAUCCUUACAGCGCAGGUACUCAAAGCGGAACGAAGGCCCAGUCAGACGCAAAGAAGCACAAACCACUAUCUUCGGUUCCUAGCAGCCAAAGCACUGGCGAACAGGCACAGCCCAUGUACCAUUCCCUAGCUGCGUACCCCAGCGCUCAGCAGAAUACUCCAGACGUAUCAAAUCCGUCUGGUCACCAGAGCCCGCUUUCGUUGGGUACUACACAACAGACGUACGAUACCGCCGCACAAGUCGCGUCAACGUGUCUUCCAAGUUCUACGAACUCUGCUCACAGCAGCGCACCAAAUCCCUCCGAGCACCACAAUGCUCUUUCGUCGGGUACUUCACAACAGACGAACGACACAGCUCACGCAUUAGUUCCCGCUACUAAAAGCACGCAACAAGCCUCUUGCGAGGAUACAGACUCAACCAAGCGUCGCCGGUCUGUCAGUGUCAUGCCACCUCCGCUUGCUCUGAGGUUUUUCCGGGAACGCGCAUCGUUCCCAGAGCCAAGAAAAGUUGAUGCGACAUCGAACCAUUCCACCAGCACGCUCAAGAAAUUGAAAGUCGAGGGCAUGGUGGACGUUCCAGUAUUCGCGUUCAAGGAAGCGGAUAGAUUCGAUCGAUACAUCGAGGUCCUUGAGAACCGCCUAAGGGAAGACGACAUGCGACUCCGCCUUAGAGGUUAUCCCAACGCAUCAGACAACGAAGUUGAAGCCGCGUUUGCGAGACAAUUCGGACCUAUGAGUGAAUACGAUGUCAUAUCCGAUCCGUUCAUUGCCGUUCAUUCUGAAGGCGACUUGAUGAAUUGCUGGCGCAAUGGGCCGGUGAAAGCUGUGAGGUUCUCGGGAUACCAUUUGUUCGGUAUAGAUAUUAGGACCUACGAUCAACCUCCCCUGCCGAGGAGGGAAAGGUUGAAGAAUAAGGCGAAGACGGACUUCGCCACGAAAGUUGGUCCGAUUAUCCUGCACAUUACGGAAGGGAAGGGCCAUCG
Fomitiporia mediterranea MF3/22 is the source of this 1094-nucleotide messenger RNA. RefSeq lists its product as uncharacterized. The transcript has 4 exons. NCBI's taxonomy places the organism in Eukaryota, Fungi, Basidiomycota, Agaricomycetes, Hymenochaetales, Hymenochaetaceae. The record is from RefSeq and is a predicted model, not a curated record. The annotation marks the transcript as partial.